CACAUCUAUAAAUACAACAUCGUAGCCUAGUCUUUUGCAUGUCAACGUGGUUCAAAUCCGUCACGUAAAGAUCCUCACACAGAACAUUACUUUCACACCCGCAAAUCAAUACAUAUAGAGAGAGAAACAACUAUAUCGAGAGAGAGAGAGGAAAUAGUAACCCUGCAAUAUGGGUCCGAAGAAGAUUUUGGUUCUAGUGAGCUACGUCGUCGUUUUGCUCCUCGCUGGCGGCGGCGGCGGCAUCGUGUCCGGUUGUCCUGCGUCGGAUAGAGCGGCGCUGCUAGCUUUCCGGUCUGCUCUCCACGAGCCGUACAUUGGAGUUUUCAACACGUGGAAGGGCUCAGAUUGCUGCCAUGGAUGGUACGGCGUGAGCUGCGACCCGAAAACCCACCGGGUUGCCGACAUAACUCUCCGUGGAGAAUUCGAGGACCCAAUCCUCCAGCGACCUCGUCGGCCUAGAUUCAUGACCGGAAUCAUCUCGCCGGAGAUUUGCAAGCUGACCAGUCUCUCCAGCAUCAUCAUCGCUGACUGGAAAGGAAUCUCCGGCGAGAUUCCCAAGUGCGUGACGAAUCUCCCUUUCCUGAGAAUCCUCGAUAUCACCGGUAACAGAAUAUCCGGAGAGAUUCCAGCGAGGAUUGGGCAGUUGAAGAGGUUGUCGGUGCUGAAUCUCGCCGACAAUCAGAUAUCGGGUCGGAUGCCCGAGUCGAUCACGGGACUAACGGGUCUGAUGCACUUAGAUCUAAGAAACAACAAAAUCUCGGGAAAAAUCCCGCGAGAUAUCGGUCGCUUGAAGAUGUUGUCUCGCGCACUUCUCGGCGGGAACAAAAUAUCGGGUCAGAUACCCGAAUCCCUGACCCGGAUUUACCGUCUCGCAGAUUUGGAUCUCUCCAUGAACAGACUCACCGGCAACAUCACGGCGGCGCUAGGCAAAAUGGCGGUGCUGGGAACUCUAAAUCUCGACGGAAACCUACUCUCCGGCGAUAUUCCGUCGAGUCUGUUGACUUUAUCGGUCUCGAAUCUGAAUCUUAGCCGGAAUCUACUGACCGGGGAAAUCCCGAACGCGUUCGGGCCGAGAUCGUAUUUCACGGUGUUGGAUCUGUCAUACAAUCGUCUCCGGGGAAACAUCCCGACGAGUUUGAAGGCGGCGGCUUACGUCGGAGACUUGGAUCUGAGCCAUAACCAUCUCUGCGGAAAAAUCCCGGCGGGUCCGCCGUUCGAUCGCCUCGAAGCGGCGUCGUUGGAGUACAACAGUUGUCUAUGUGGGAAGCCGUUGAAGGCAUGUGGGAAAUAAAUAAUUAUUUUAAAAUAGAAAAAUCUCAAAAAAAAAAAAAAAUAUUGAGAUUUAAUCAUCACAUUCAUAUCAAAUUAUUUCGUUUUCAUAUUCACAAACAAGUAUUAAUUUUUA
Molecule: messenger RNA, 1405 nt
Organism: Tarenaya hassleriana
Lineage: Eukaryota; Viridiplantae; Streptophyta; Magnoliopsida; Brassicales; Cleomaceae
Product: DNA-damage-repair/toleration protein DRT100-like
Exons: 1
Coding region: 170-1291 (373 amino acids)
Molecular function (GO): protein binding
Source: RefSeq, a predicted model, not a curated record